GCCAUCGGCUGUCCCGCCUCCUGGCUCACUUGUUCCCCUGUCAUAUGAACCGUCUUCAACCGCUACUGCAUCACUAAUCCACUACAACCGCGAAGAUGGCUACUCGGACCAUGCAAGCAGCACGGUGCCCGACAGAUGAGCUGUCACUGACAAAUUGUGCUGUGGUCAGCGAGAAGGAUCUGCAGUCCGGACAACAUGUGACUGUGAAGACCACACCCAACCACAAAUUUGUGUUUACGGUCAAGACCCACCACACGGUGGCGCCUGGUUCAAUUGCUUUCAGUCUCCCACAGCGAAAAUGGGCGGGUCUCUCCAUUGGCCAGGAGGUGGAAGUGUCCAAUUACAACUUUGACAAGUCCAAGCAGUGCAUCGGUGCCAUGACAAUCGAAAUCGACUUCCUGCAGAAGAAGAGCACCGACUCCUCACCUUAUGACUCCGACAAGAUGGCUGCCGAGUUCAUCCAGCAGUUCAACAGCCAGGGCUUCUCAGUCACACAGCAGCUGGUGUUCAGUUUCUGUGACAAACUCUUUGGACUGGUUGUCAAAGAUAUUGAGGCCAUGGAUGCCAGCAUCUUGAAAGGUGAAGCAGCCUCUGGAAAGAAACCACAGAAGAUUGACAUUGGACUCCUGGUGGGUAACAGCCAGGUGAUUUUUGAGAAGGCAGAGAGUUCAUCCUUGACACUUGUUGGCAAGGCAAAAACCAAGGAGGCACGUCAAACAAUCAUCAACCCAGAUUGGAACUUUGAGAAAAUGGGAAUUGGAGGUCUGGAUAAAGAAUUCUCUGACAUUUUCCGCAGAGCCUUUGCUUCUCGAGUCUUCCCUCCUGACAUUGUGGAGCAGAUGGGUUGCAAGCACGUGAAGGGAAUCCUGCUCUUUGGACCUCCAGGCUGUGGUAAAACCCUCAUGGCCAGACAGAUUGGUAAAAUGCUGAAUGCCCGCGAGCCAAAGAUUGUCAACGGUCCAGAAAUCCUAAACAAGUAUGUAGGAGAGUCAGAGGCCAACAUCCGCAAGUUGUUUGCUGAGGCAGAGGAGGAGCAGAAGCGGCUGGGAGCCAACAGCGGCCUGCAUAUCAUCAUCUUUGAUGAGUUGGAUGCCAUUUGCAAGCAGAGAGGCACAGGCGCGAGCAGCACAGGCGUACACGACACUGUGGUCAACCAGCUCCUGUCCAAGAUUGAUGGUGUGGAGCAACUUAAUAAUAUAUUGGUCAUUGGGAUGACCAACAGACCUGACCUGAUUGAUGAUGCCCUCAUGAGGCCUGGCAGAUUUGAAGUCAAAAUGGAAAUUGGUCUUCCUGAUGAGAAAGGUCGUGUUCAGAUUCUCACUAUUCACACGAACAAGAUGCGGAGCUUCAACCUGCUGGCUGGCGAUGUCAACAUACCGGAGUUGGCAGCUGAAACCAAGAACUACAGCGGUGCAGAGCUGGAGGGGCUGGUCAGGGCCGCACAGUCCACUGCCAUGAACCGACACAUCAAGGCUACAUCCACGGUUGAGGUGGACAUGGAGAGGGCAGAGAAGCUGCAGGUCACAAGGGAUGACUUCAUGGGAUCGCUCAACAAUGAUAUUAAACCCGCAUUCGGUACAAACCAGGAGGAUUACUCCAGCUACAUCAUGAACGGCAUCAUCAAAUGGGGUGACCCAGUUACCCACGUACUGGAUGAUGGAGAGCUGCUGGUACAGCAGACCAAGAACAGCGAUCGCACACCGCUGGUGGCUGUCUUACUCGAGGGUCCACCUCACAGUGGAAAGACAGCUCUGGCAGCCAAGAUUGCAGAGGACUCACAGUUCCCCUUCAUUAAGAUCUGUUCACCAGACAAGAUGAUUGGACACUCGGAGAUCUCCAAGUGCCAGGCCAUCAAAAAGGUCUUUGAUGAUGCUUAUAAGUCCCAGUUGAGCUGCGUGGUGGUUGAUGACAUUGAACGCCUGCUGGACUACGUCCCCAUCGGUCCUCGUUUCUCCAACCUGGUCCUCCAAGCCCUGUUAGUGCUCUUGAAGAAGGCACCUCCCAAGGGUCGGAAGCUCCUCAUCAUAGGCACCACCAGCAGGAAGGAUGUCUUACAAGAGAUGGAGAUGUUGGAUGCCUUUAGCACUACCAUCCACAUUCCGAACAUCUCUACAGGAGAGCAGCUUGUCGAUGCUUUGGAGCUAUUGGGGAGCUUCACUGAUAAAGAGCGGGCCAGCAUUGCACACCAGCUUAAAGGAAAGCGAGUUUGGAUUGGCAUCAAGAAGCUGCUUGUGCUUAUCGAGAUGUCAUUGCAGAUGGACCAAGAUUACAGAGUGACGAAGUUCCUGUCCCUGCUGCGAGAUGAGGGAGCGUUGAACGAAGGCAAUCAAAUCCGAAUUUAAGCUGUCAGUCAGUGGCUCUCUCUGUGCUCGGCGACCGCAGCUUCUACGAGUAGAGUUGAGCCAUUCCAUCGUCAACAAGCCCCCAAUGUGAUGCAAUGAGGAAGAGGAGGACAUCAAGAUGUCUGUCCACCAAGUCAUCCCUCUGUCCAGCUCUCUACACACCCAGCAAAAGACUACACAACAAAACACCCCCCCCCCCCCUUAUCUCAGCAUGUUUCUGUCGGCAAUAUCACUGUAUCACUUGUCAUGUGUCCUCCUCAUCACCAAAGUAUAUUUGUGAACAUAUCUCUAUGCCUGUGAAUAUUCUCAUUCAUCCAGGUCGUUUAUUCUCACGCCAUUGAAUCCAUCACAACUGACCUGUUCAGGUUGUCUUAUAAGACGUUUUGCCUCCAUCAAUUCAUGCUCAAAAACUAGGUAGGACAGGUCUUGUCUGUGCCAUAAUAGAUUAGCGCUCAAAGUCUAGAAAGGACAGCUCCAGUCUGUGCUACUACAACGACAAAUAUGACUGCUGUCCCAAACUAGGCUGUCCUAAACUAGACUAGACAGGACAGCUCUAGUUUGUUCCAACCUAGUCAAAAGCUCAAUAACUAAAUAGGACAACUCUAGUCUGCCCCAUACUACAACAGAGCUCAAUCUCAAAAGACUAGAUAGGUCAACUAUUGUCUGUCAGAUACUAGACUAGGGCUUAAAAACUAGAUAGGACAACUCUGGUCUGCCCUAUACUAAAUGGAGCUCAAAGACUAACAGGGCAUCUCUAGUCUGUCCUUAUACGAGCCUAGCGCUUAAAGACCAGAUAGGACAACACUUUUCUGUCCCAUACUUUAAGCAGUCACAGAUUAGAUAGGACAACUCUUGUUUGUCAAACUGGCGCUCAAAGACUAGACAGGGUAUGGCUAGUCUGUCCUUAUACUAGAUAGUGCUUAAAGACCAGAUAGGACAGCACCUUUAUGUCUCAUACUUGAAGCGGUCAAAGACUAGAUAGGACAACUCUUGUCUGUCCUAUACUAACUGGAGCUCAAAGACUAGACAGGGCAUCUCUAGUCUGUCCUUAUACUAGAUUAGCGCUUAAAGACCAGAUAGGACAGCACUUUUCUGUCCCAUACUUGAAGCGGUCAAAGACUAGAUAGGACAACUCUUGUCUGUCCUAUACAAACUGGAGCUCAAAGACUAGACAAGGUAUAAGGUCUGUCCUUAUACUAGACUAGCACUUAAAGUCCACACAGGACAGCACUUUUUUUGUCCCAUACUUGAAGCGGUCAAAGACUAGAUAGGACAACUCUGGUCUGUCCUACACUAGAAUAGAUCUCAAAACUUGAACUAGACUCAAAACGACAGCUCUAGUUUGUCCUACACUAGACUACUGCUUAAAGACUAGAUAGGACAGGUCUCAUUUGUCCUUUACGAGCUAGGGCCCAGAGACUAAAUAGGACAGCUUUCCUGUGUCCUGAAGUAGAGCUCCAAGACUAGAUCAGCUGUAGUCAGUGCUAUGCUAGCAUUGUCCUAUGCUAGCGUAGUCAUUGAGCAUGAAUGGAUGAAGCCAACCUGAAUAGUCCAGUUGUGAUAGAUUCAAUGCCCUUAGAAUAUAUGUACCUGGAAUCGACUGGAAGUUGUCCUGUUCUAAAACUUAUCUGUAAAGAUAUUGCAAUAGAUGAUUGUAAAAAGUGCUGUUUUUGUGCAUUGUGCUGAAACCAAGCUAUGUAUGUUGGUAGCUUUUUGUAUAGUAUGUGUUGUAUUUGUAGUUCUGCUCAAUUAUAGUAAGUGACUUAAACAAGGCAGUGCGAACAGAAUGCAAGUACAGAUUGUUUACUGAACAUGUAGUGGCUAAAAAAAUAUGUAAAUGUAAACCCUUUAAAUGUAUGUCAUUUCAUGUGUUAAGGUCAGGGUUAAGCCCAAAGUACAAAGUAUAUAUAUAAACACACAGCAGUAUAUUGAGAGUGAUUUUAGUGAUCCUUUCUAUGCUCCACCUGAAUAUGUAUGUAACAGUAUGAAUUGUUACAAUCCAGGGACCCUGACUUCACCAGGUUGCUGUUACAGUGAAAGUGAGUGUCGGAUUGUUAUGUGCAGUUGUGUACAGUUUAGUCGAGGUAGUACAGUUUUGGCAUUGUCAGUGUUCAAUUAAGAAAAUAAUAUGCACUUUUGAGAUAGAAAUGAAACAAGAACAAAAAAACAACAAAAUGGGUACUUAUCGUUAUGGUCCGUUAUAAAAACGUGAGCUUUUUGUGCAUGUGUGGGGAACCUAAAGGCUGCAUGUGUGCAAUGAGUGUAUGCCUAUGACUGUGUAUGGUUUUGUGUGUGUGUGUGUUACAAACGUGUUUUUUUUAUUGUGUUUUUUCACAAAAGUAACGACACAGCUUACAUAUGAGUAACAGUUAAGGGACAAUACUAUAGAAAUGAGCCUUGAAUAUACUUUAGAGUAGUCAGUGUAAAGCUUGAAAAGCAGUAUUUAUCAUAGUACUGUGUAUUUCGUUGCCGGUCAUCUUUAGUUGAUAGUACAUACGUAAAUACUGCUACACUGACUACUUUAAAGUAUCUAUAUAGUAUUGUCCUUUUUGGUCAUUGCUCAAAUGUGAGUGUUGUAUUCACUUUGUGAUAUACUAUAUGUGUUUAGCGCUUAGUGUUCAAGAUUUUUGUGUUCUAACCAGUGAAUUAUAUGUGUGUGUGUGUGUGUGUGUGGGCGGGCGUGUGCGAGUGUGUAAAUAUAUAUAUAUAAACACAUAUGUCUAUUUCCAGAUGUAUUAUUGCAAUAAAAAGCAGUGAUGCACAGAAACAAAGUCACAUCCUGCUGUUUAUUGCUUGUUUAAUGGUGAUUAAUCCUCGUGGAUGGCUCAAGACUUGGUACAAAAGGUGCAAGUUGCCAUAAAACCUUACGUACGUACUUGUAUCUACAGUCCAAAGUGUGAGAUCCAGUAUGAGAGAUGUGUUAAAAGCUGUCGUCUACAAUAAUAUCAACAAUAAAGCACAACAGAGCUGACACAUUGGGGGCGAAUAUCAGUUUCUGCAAUCAGCAGCGUGCGCCCUGAGAAGAACAAGGCAUUACAUAGUGAUUAAUAGUUUUUAAUAGUGUGAAGCCACACAAAAGGCAGAGAUCUUCGUGCCGCAGACACUCAGUUACGGAACUGCUUAAUAAUAUGUCGAUUUACAAGAAUGAUGGAGGGGUAGUAGUCCUGGGACGAUAAUAAAUCAGUGAUCAAACAAUAAAUGAAAA
Molecule: messenger RNA, 5547 nt
Organism: Doryrhamphus excisus (bluestripe pipefish)
Lineage: Eukaryota; Metazoa; Chordata; Actinopteri; Syngnathiformes; Syngnathidae
Product: vesicle-fusing ATPase
Biological process (GO): intra-Golgi vesicle-mediated transport; SNARE complex disassembly; Golgi to plasma membrane protein transport
Cellular component (GO): Golgi stack
Molecular function (GO): ATP binding; ATP hydrolysis activity
Source: RefSeq, a predicted model, not a curated record